UCCAUCAUCAACAAAUUUUCCUCUCGAUUUCUGGGUCGCGCUCUUAGGCUAUGGAACCGUUGUAUCAUUCUUAACCAUCCGUCUCAAACCGGGAGUUUGGAGCUACGCCGCAGCCGCAGCCGCAUUUGAAUGUGGGGGUAAAGUAGUGGGAAGCCUGUUUUCGAAUUCACCAGCUCGUUGCUGAGCGGAUCGCGGUUUAAAUCAAGUCUAUCCAAUAGGGUCCUUAUUUGCGGGACGGGUCAGAUGAUGCGUCACGCCAUCGCCCGUCCGUGGGCGAUGCCAGCGUUGUCGCCUUGCUUUCCAGAAACUCCCAUCAUGUCUUCCGAAUCAGGACGAUAUACCGUCUCACAACGGUUCGACCUUCCUUCCUCCAACAUCACCUUACAAUCAUCUGAUAGGGUUCUCUUCAAAAUUCACCGAAUUAACCUUGAAAUGUAUUCCCGGGUAUUUGCAGAUGCAGCCGCGACGACAGCAGGCGCAGCCUCUGACGAAAUCGUCAUGUUAUCCGAAUCGUCUGCGGUAUUGGAAAUCAUGUUCCAGUAUAUGUAUCUACAACCUCAACCUGACCUAUCGAGCGUAGAAUUCGAAGUUCUGAAAGAGUUGGCCGAGGCGGUGGAGAAGUACGAAGUGUACUGCGCUAUGAGCGUCUGCAGUCAUCAGAUGAGGGAACACAUAUCGGAGUAUCCUGUUGAUGUGAUGCUCUACGCCAUACGGCACAAGUAUACAGACAUCAUGAACGAAAGUGCUGUGGCUACCCUUGACAUCGCCCCAUAUUCAAUCUUGAGUCGCGUUCCUCACAAUGUCUUCGAGGCUUGGAUCAAUUAUGUGGAAACUUAUCAAACCCUCGUGGCCAAGGAGUUCAACCGAUUCGGUCCCACGAGGUUACACCGCGGUGUCACAGUACCCUGUGAUGUCUGGUAUGAAAACUAUGCUCUCAUCGCCUCCGAACUCGGGCAUGCUAAUUUUGCUUCGGGAAAGCUUUACAAACGGAGCGGGAUUAGUAAUCAGUUCUCAGUUGGCUUAUCCAAUUCGCCCUCUGGACACGGCAGGAGGAAGGAAAACGUUAUGGCAGAUCGACUUCCUAUACUUGCAUUACUCCCUUCUAUCGUUGAGAAGAGGCAAGCGUUGACAGCUGAACGCUGUGCGGAUUGUAAGCGUGAGUUGGGAUAUUGGAUACAUCAGACGGAGAGGGAUUGGAGAGAGAUGCGGCCUUUUUCUGAGUUCCUGUAAACGGGUAGGGCUGGAUGAUCGGUAAUUGUGGAAAGGCUGGCGCUGAGCAAGUACCCUCCGUAUAGAGUAUAGAGGUACCCUAUCCCCCUCGAAGUACAAGCACUCGGUUCAAGUGUGGCCACGUUUCAGCCUCUUUGAUCUCGCACGCAUGAAAUGAGUACUUUAUUUAGAUGGCAUGGGUAUGGAGUGAGCUCGCGGGCAUGACGGCC
Molecule: messenger RNA, 1439 nt
Organism: Marasmius oreades (fairy-ring Marasmius)
Lineage: Eukaryota; Fungi; Basidiomycota; Agaricomycetes; Agaricales; Marasmiaceae
Exons: 7
Coding region: 244-1230 (328 amino acids)
Molecular function (GO): protein binding
Source: RefSeq, a predicted model, not a curated record